AUGAAGAUAUCGGCGAGGGGGGACCCCAACAAGUAUUGCAGGUUCCACCGGCUGAAGGGGCACGACAUAGACGAAUGCAUCUUCCUGAAAAGACAAAGUGAGGAGCUCAUCCAAAUGGGUUACCUCGGCCAAUUCAUUAAGAAGCCCGGCCAGGCGCAUGGCCAGAAGCAGGGCAAUGUCUGGAGAAAGGGGAGAGGCCAGACACCAUCCACCUCGGCACCCCGGAAGAGGGACCACGACCACAGCUCUGAGGAGGAGGAGAAGACAACAGAGGACUCCCAACCCCCGAAGAAACGUGCCAUUUUCCUCAUCUUUGUGGGGCCCAAGAGAGGAGACUCGCCAACCGAGAGGAAGAGGUGGGCGCGAAGCUUGUACGUGGGGGAGGUCACACGAACACCCCACGAGAAAAAACCAAAGAGAGAGCCCAUCACGUUCACCGACGCCGACCUACCCGACGGUCCUCUCCCCCACCGAGACGCCCUGGUGGUCAAGUUGGACAUCAACGACGUGGUGGUGCACCGUGUGCUCGUAGACACGGGUAGCUCCAUCAACGUCAUGUACCACGACACGUUCACCCGGCUGGGACUCUCGAGAGGGCAGCAGGAGCAGGUACGGACCCCCCUCUCCGGGUUCACGGGGGACUCAAUCGAGACAGAAGGGUCGAUCACUUUGGAGGUGGAGAUAGGCACCCCACCUCACACCAAGAGGUGGGAGGUCGAGUUCGUAGUCGUUAAGAUCAAUUGCGCCCACAACAUUAUACUCAGUCGACCCGCCCUGGAGGACCUCAGGUGCGUGAUUUCCAUGGAGCACCUGUGUCUCAAGUUCCCGACACCAGUCGGGGUCGGGGUCGCCCGGGGGGACCAAAAGGUAAGCCGCAGCUGCUACUUGAAGGCGUGUCGUCAAAUUGGUCAAAAGGACCUCCAGGUCCUUACCAUCGCCGAGAAGGCAUUUUGA
Molecule: messenger RNA, 954 nt
Organism: Ipomoea nil (Japanese morning glory)
Lineage: Eukaryota; Viridiplantae; Streptophyta; Magnoliopsida; Solanales; Convolvulaceae
Exons: 1
Coding region: 1-954 (317 amino acids)
Source: RefSeq, a predicted model, not a curated record